Myxozyma melibiosi is the source of this 903-nucleotide messenger RNA. Its product is annotated as ribosomal protein L1-like protein. Gene Ontology annotation, biological process: translation; maturation of LSU-rRNA. The record is from RefSeq and is a predicted model, not a curated record. NCBI's taxonomy places the organism in Eukaryota, Fungi, Ascomycota, Lipomycetes, Lipomycetales, Lipomycetaceae. The transcript is spliced from 2 exons. Gene Ontology annotation, molecular function: structural constituent of ribosome; RNA binding. The coding region runs from base 28 to 681 and encodes 217 amino acids. Gene Ontology annotation, cellular component: cytosolic large ribosomal subunit.
UUGUAUUUCUUUCUACUCUAAUUCAAAAUGAGCAAGAUCACCGUCGCCGGAGUCCGCGGAACUGUCCAGGAGCUCUUGGAUUACUCUGAGAACACCAAGAAGCGUAACUUCUUGGAGACUGUCGAGCUCCAGGUCGGCUUGAAGAACUACGAUACCCAGAGAGACAAGCGUUUCUCGGGUACCGUCAAGCUUCCUGCCGUCCCCCGUCCCAACAUGACCAUCUGCGUCUUUGGUGAUGCCCACGACGUCGACCGUGCUAAGCACAUUGGUGUCGACGCCAUGUCUGUUGAGGAUCUUAAGAAGCUCAACAAGAACAAGAAGCUCAUCAAGAAGCUCGCCAAGAAGUACAACGCCUUCAUCGCCUCCGAGGUUCUCAUCAAGCAGGUCCCCCGUCUUCUCGGACCCCAGCUCUCCAAGGCCGGAAAGUUCCCUACCCCCGUCUCGCACUCCGAUGACUUGUACGGAAAGAUCACCGAGGUCCGCUCGACCAUCAAGUUCCAGCUCAAGAAGGUUCUCUGCUUGGCUGUCGCUGUCGGAAACGUUGGCAUGGAGGAGGAUCAGCUCGUGACUAACAUCAUGAUUGCUUCCAACUUCUUGGUCUCUUUGUUGAAGAAGAACUGGCAGAACGUCGGUUCGCUCACCAUCAAGAGCACCAUGGGUCCCAGCUACCGUAUUUACUAAACAAUUCAUUUAUACUCCUUAGUGUUUUGUACAUUGUUAUUGGUUAAUAAAAGUUACGGUCUGUUCUCAUAAUCAUGUAGACUCUUAAACUACAAGAAAACUAUUGCUGCAGUGCAAUCAAAUACUAUAUUGAUCCAAACACAAGACUACAAUAAAUCUCUCCAGUAUGUAUCAAUAACCUAUACAAAUAGAUUCAGAAAAUAUCUCUCGACAUUAAAAAGU